AUGGGAUUUUUCAGUCCCAAUGGAACCAAUAAAUGGUAUGUUGGCAUCUGGUAUGCCCAGAACCCUGACAAGAACAUCGUUUGGGUGGCUAACAGGGAGACUCCCGUCAGAGACAUGCCCGGCGUUUGUACGCUCUCUUCAACUGGUUAUCUCACUCUCUCUGAUUUGCAAGGAAAAGCCAUCUGGUCGAGCAAUAAUACUCAGCAAACACAGUAUAAAAAUGGUGUUUCAUUUUACAGUACGGGUGAAUGGAUUGGCAGCUACUUCUCCACUUUGCCAGGGGCUAAAUCUGAUCCUCUUUUUACGGAGGAAUUAGUAGUGUUUUCUCCCACAAGAAUGUAUUACACAUAUGGGCAGCGGGCUUACACCCAAAGCUGGUCCGAUAAUGGUGACGGAAGUUCUCAACUCCAACGCUGUGUCCAAGGCUUCCACCCAAGAAACGCUACUACAUGGACUUCUCAGGAGUGGUGGUCAAGCGGUUGUGUUCGGCGUACUCCAUUAAACUGUACCACAGAUGGUUUCCUCCAAGUCAGUGAUAAGUCUUUGUCUGAUGAAGAAGCUGUUCAAUACAGUCAACAAUCGACACUACUAGGAUGUAAAACUGCUUGCCUCAAUAAUUGCUCCUGCACGGUCUUUGCUGUCUCUAAUUCUAAUCCUUUGUCAGCGCACGCAGGAAGAGGCAGCAACAGAGUAGUUGCACUCUCUGUUUCAAUUUCUUUGGGCCUUGCUCUUUUGAGUGCUCUCUUCAUUCUUGCAUGGUUUAUUCAGCGCAGGCGCAGAAGACUGGUUGAAAAAUUCGUGAAGGACGACACUUCAACAUCGCUCAGAGCAUUCAGUUACAAAGAGCUCAAAGUUGCGAACAAGAAUUUCGCCCUUAAGUUGGGAAAGGGAGCAUUUGGCUCUGUCUUCAAAGGAACUCUGUUAGACAAAUCGCUUGUAGCAGUGAAAAAAUUAGAGGGUUUCGUACAAGCAAAAAGCAGUUAG
Molecule: messenger RNA, 984 nt
Organism: Cryptomeria japonica (Japanese cedar)
Lineage: Eukaryota; Viridiplantae; Streptophyta; Pinopsida; Cupressales; Cupressaceae
Product: G-type lectin S-receptor-like serine/threonine-protein kinase At1g11303
Exons: 4
Coding region: 1-984 (327 amino acids)
Molecular function (GO): ATP binding
Source: RefSeq, a predicted model, not a curated record